Ilex paraguariensis (yerba mate) is the source of this 3099-nucleotide messenger RNA. The record is from the annotation of a GenBank genome assembly. Lineage: Eukaryota; Viridiplantae; Streptophyta; Magnoliopsida; Aquifoliales; Aquifoliaceae.
ACGAGGCUCUCAAAAAAGCAAAAAGUCUGAGCUUUUUUUAGUACUUCUUUUCUUUUCUUGAAGUCCACUGUUGAGUUGAACCUCUCUAUUUCUCUCUCUGUCUGAAUUUUCUUACCCAUCUGAAUCCAAUUCCUAUAUUUUCUGGGUGGAUUUGUUCUCUCCUCAGCCUAUACAUACAGUAUCUUGUAUCUAUACUUCUCUCUUCUUCGUGAGCCUCACCAGCUCCUUGUUUCUUUUCCCUUAAUUCAACUCAUUCAAACACAGACGACGGCGAAGACGGACGGUUCUUAGCAACUCGUUCGAUCUUGUUUUAGUUUUGGGGUUGAAUUGUUUUCUGGGGAAAUGGCGAAGCGUGGAUAUAAAUUGCAGGAGUUCGUGGCACAUACGGGAAGUGUCAACUGUGUAAAUAUAGGGAAGAAGACUUGUCGGCUUUUUAUUACUGGUGGAGAUGAUCAGAAAGUGAAUCUUUGGUCGAUUGGCAAACCGACAUCUUUAAUGAGCUUGUGUGGUCAUGCUAGUCCAGUUGAAUCUGUUGCUUUUGAUUCGGCAGAGGCUUUGGCAUUGGCUGGAGCUUCUGCUGGUGUGAUGAAGCUGUGGGAUUUGGAAGAAACAAAGAUGGUGCGCACUCUUAAUGGACACAGAUCCAAUUGUACUGCCGUUGAAUUCCACCCAUUUGGUGAGUUUUUUGCAUCUGGUUCCAUGGACACUAAUCUAAAGAUCUGGGACAUCAGAAAGAAAGGAUGCAUUCACACCUAUAAGGGUCAUACUCGAGGAAUAAGUACUAUAAGAUUCACUCCUGAUGGUCGCUGGGUAGUUUCUGGUGGAUAUGAUAAUGUUGUAAAGGUCUGGGACCUAACUGCUGGGAAGCUCCUGCAUGAUUUCAAGUUCCAUGAAGGACAUAUUCGAUCUAUGGAUUUUCAUCCCCUUGAGUUUCUUCUGGCAACAGGUUCAGCUGACAGAACUGUGAAAUUUUGGGAUUUGGAAACCUUUGAACUAAUCGGAUCUGCCAAAACUGAGGCAACAGGAGUACGAUCAAUUACCUUUCAUCCUGAUGGGAGAACCCUGUUUUGUGGAUUGGAUGAUAGUUUGAAGGUUUAUUCGUGGGAACCUGUGAUAUGCCAUGAUGCUGUUGAUAUGGGAUGGUCAACACUGGGUGAUACUUGUAUCCAUGAUGGAAAACUUUUGGGUUGCUCAUAUUAUAGGAACUCUGUUGGAGUUUGGGUGGCUGAUGUCAUGCAUAUUGAGCCAUAUGGUGGUGGUUUAGUACCUGACAAAAGUAUCCACUCAGAGCAGAAAUAUGAUCUCCAGGAAAGCCCUUUGGAUAAAAUAGGGGGCCACAGAAGGUCUACUUCAAAUUUGCGCUGCAUAUCUCCCGAUUAUGAGACUAAAGAGAUAAAGAAUAUAUAUGUGGACAGUCGAAAUCCUGUUGCAAGAAAAUCUGGAUCUUUUACUUCUCCAAAGGUUGUCCUCCCAUCCGAUUUGAAGGACAUGAAUGAUCUGACAAGUCAGAAGCAAAGUCCUGCAGUUGGCUUACGUGCAAAAAUUACCGGGCAAGCCAAUAGUAAAUCCUUCAUAAUUCCCAACGUGGUACCUCGGGACAUCCCUGAAGGAAGAGACUCGACAAAUUCUAGAAGAGAAUCUAUUGUUUCUGUAAGAGCCAGCACUGGAAUGCCACUCAAGCCAACUCAUAGACGAAGGCCAUCAAAUACCAAAAUUGGGAUGGACAGGGUGUCAACCGCUGUUGAAUCUGGGUCUUUUGACGAUAAGAUGAGUACUUCAGACAUUAUGGAUCAGAACUUUCGUAGCAGGCUAGGUGACGACGCUAGAGAAUCUUCUGAGGAAAAACAUUCGAAUAUGAAGAAUGUUGCAGAGAAAUUUGAAACAAUUUCCUCACCGAAGACACCCUUUAAUCCUGAGAUCUGUGUUGGGACCGUUGAUUGCAGCAAAGCAAUGGACUCUGUGAAAAUAGUGAAUGGAGUGGCAAUUUUGCAAGGACGAACACGCAGUCUGGUUCAGAGGUUUGAGGGGAGAGAAAGAUUGAGCAGCGAUGAAGUUGAGACACCUGAUCUGACCCCUCACAAAAUACCAGAGCCAACUAUGACAUCCCCUUUGCUGGUGCUGCAGCAUUUUUGGGAACGGAAUGACAUUAAGGGUGCUAUAAUGGCCAUGCGGAAGUUGCCUGAUCAUUCUGUACAAGCAGAUAUUGUAGGUGUUCUCAUGGAGAAAAUGGAGAUUGUCACCUUAGAUUUGUUUUCUUGCUUGCUGCCUGUUCUGUUGGGCUUAUUGGAUAGCAUGAUAGAAAGGCAUGCCAGUGUUUCCCUGGAGAUACUACUGAAGCUUGUAGCAGUCUUUGGGCCUUUGGUCUACUCAACCAUAUCAGCACCUCCAGCUGUUGGUGUCAAUCUUCAGGCAGAACAAAGACUUGAAUGCUGCAAUCAAUGCUUCAUCCAGCUUCAAAAGAUACAGAAAAUUCUUCCGGCACUUGCAAGGAAGGGUGGGUUGCUAGCAACAUGCGCUCAAGAACUAAAUCUAGUUCUUCAGGAAUCAUAAUCCUCCUCACCAUGUCCACCGAAGUACCAUCUACAACUUGGCUGUUACCCUUCAACAAGAUUCUUUUAAGCGACCGCCCUUAUUUCACAUAAAGAAUAUCACAAUUUUGCCGUGCUUGUUUCUACUUUUCGCUACAAUUUGCUACUCUUUUCGGUAGCCAAGCAGUUUGGCUCGAGGGUACUUGCAAAGUGAAGCGAAGAGUACUGCUAGUUCCAGUUGCCACUGCAACUGGUUUGAGAAGGAAGAUUUGUCUCCCAGCACUAUGACCAUUUUCAUGGUGCGUUCUUCUUCCUGUGUCUCUGGAUAUAAUCGUAUGAUUACAUAAUCUUUGUGACUAUAUCUGUAUGUAAUUAUGUAUGAAUCAUGGACAUUGCCCUUAUAAAAGUCACCUGAGUUGUAUACAUGCUUAUGCAAUGUUAAUGCUAUGUAAGCUUCUUAGGUUUGUUCAUUUCUUGCUUUACGUUUGGAGGUCGAUAUGUUCGUUUUUUUAAAAGUAAUGCUACAUAGACUUAGAAUGUUGACUCGAUUAAUCUCCGUAUAUAACUGUGG